Yarrowia lipolytica CLIB122 is the source of this 1353-nucleotide messenger RNA. RefSeq lists its product as uncharacterized. Gene Ontology annotation, molecular function: protein binding. NCBI's taxonomy places the organism in Eukaryota, Fungi, Ascomycota, Dipodascomycetes, Dipodascales. The record is from RefSeq and is a predicted model, not a curated record. Gene Ontology annotation, biological process: intracellular protein transport. Gene Ontology annotation, cellular component: cytoplasm; nucleus; vesicle membrane.
AUGACGACGAUAACGUGGAAUUUCAAGUCUGUGAAGCUGCCCACAACUCCAAUGAUGCCUUUGACCACUCUUAGAGAUCAGGCUGUGACUCAUUUCCAGUUGGAGGGCAACUUUGGACUAAAAAAGACCUCAACCCUGGCUGCAGGCAGAAAACCCGCCGCCACCCUGCUUGAUUUGAACGAUACUGUUCGAUUGGCAAACUUUGCGCAGGGACAGAAGCUGGAGCUCGUGAGAUUGGGCGCGAAGAAGACUGCAUCACCAGCACCAGUCGCCACACAACCGGCUACCUCAGAAACGAACAAGGUGGUUGCUCCAGCAACGCCUCAGAACAAUAUGCUGUCUCCAGUCUCUGUGACACCAGAAGAUGCCACCGAGUCUACUGACUCUCCUCAGACCAGCACCACACAACCUGAUCAUGGGUUUACUCCGUCAACAGCCCCAGCCUCUACUACUUCCUCUACUGCAGCUCCCAAGAAGCUGCUUGUGAACGCCUCUCUAUCUGUGGUCUCGCUACCGCCCUCUUUCAGCGAAUCUCUGCACUCACAAUUCCCCCCUUCUACGACGAUCGGGCAAAUGCUCGAUUUCUUCCAGCAGAAAUCGGGUAUCAACUUCCAGCGAAAGCUGGACAUCCGCGAAGCUGAAGAUGGCCAUAAGGUUGACCAGGAGAGUUAUAUCAGACAGGGAACUUACAAUGUCGAGUUCAUGGAUGGCCAUGAACAGGCCAAUGAAAGCGAGAACCCUGCUUCCAAAUCAGUCAAGGUUUUCGAGGCAGGUAAAUCAACUGUGCCUACUGACGAUCAUGACUUUGAGCCAACUACUGCUCAUGCACAUGCUUAUAUCAGCACCAUCCGCAAGACUGGAGGCACCAAUAAGAGUGGAAGCACACUUUUGACGGAAAAGCUGCGAGAUCAGCAGAGGCAGGCAAAAAUCAACCAGUUGGGAAGUGUCAAGGUGCGACUGAGAUUCCCUGAUGGAGUCUAUGUAGAGACAGAGUACUCAAAGAAUGACACGGUGGGUUCUAUGGUUGAUACCGUCAACAAUGUCCUGGGAGGAGAUCAGAAGUUCAGACUAUGGCAGAGUUAUCCUCGUAAGGAGCUCAACGACGUUUCUCUGCGCUUGAUGACUGACCUGGGUUUUCUUACCAACACUUUGGUAACUGUUGAAUUCCCAGGAUUAGCCAAGUUUGAUUCUAAGGCUGUGUUGAAGCCUGGAGUUGUUGUGGAGACCCCCAAGCCGGUAGAGAGUGAUACAAAGGGAGAUGUUCCUUCCUCUGGAGGUCCCUCUACUACUGAGGCCAAGCCCAAAAGGAAGAUGACCGGUACUCCCAAAUGGCUCAAGCUAGGCAAAAAGUAA